Molecule: messenger RNA, 819 nt
Organism: Eublepharis macularius
Lineage: Eukaryota; Metazoa; Chordata; Lepidosauria; Squamata; Eublepharidae
Product: trypsin-like
Exons: 5
Coding region: 7-765 (252 amino acids)
Biological process (GO): proteolysis
Molecular function (GO): serine-type endopeptidase activity
Source: RefSeq, a predicted model, not a curated record
CCUACUAUGAAGCUUACUAUUUUCACAGAGCUAUUGCCAGCCCUCCUGUUCCUGCUGUCUGCUGCCACAGCAGAUGACGAGCGGGUAUUCGGUGGGAAGCCAUGUCCCCCCCAUUCACAACCAUGGCAAGCAGCUCUAUUUUCUGGCUUUUCCCUGAAAUGCGGUGGGACUUUGAUCCAUAAGUCCUGGGUGCUAAGUGCUGCCCAUUGUAAAAUGAGAAGGCCUUUUUUUAUCCGCCUUGGAGAGCACAACCUCAAACGUCUGGACUGGUCUGAACAGAUCAAAAUCGCCUACAAAGUCAUCGUACACCCUGGCUACGACCCACAAACGAAGAACAACGACCUCAUGCUGGUCAAACUUCUGCUUCCUGCGUGCAUCAACAACAAAGUCCAAACUCUGGCCUUGCCCACCAGCUGCCCUGUGCCUGGGACAGAAUGCCUCGUGUCAGGGUGGGGCACGACAACAAGCCCCCAAGUGAAUAUGCCCAAUGACUUGCAUUGUGCAAACAUCUCUAUUGUCGAUCAUCGAGUCUGUCGAUCCAUCUACCCUAGUUACAUCACCGAGAACAUGGUAUGUGCUGGAAGGAUGCAAGGUGGUGCAGAUUCUUGUCAGGGUGACUCAGGUGGUCCCCUUGUCUGCAACGGAAAACUGCAAGGGAUUGUGUCCUGGGGUCCCCCGAUAUGUGCACAACCCAAUAGACCAGGAGUCUAUGUAAAUGUCUGCAAAUAUGUGGACUGGAUCCAAGAAACUAUCCGCAACAAUUGAUGAUUGGGUGCCUCAGGAGAUCCUGAAAGAACUUUGGGCAGGCUGGGGAUAGGA